This is a messenger RNA of Leptonychotes weddellii (Weddell seal), 1193 nucleotides long. It is a transcript of the gene SELENOS, whose product is annotated as selenoprotein S. The record is from RefSeq and is a predicted model, not a curated record. Gene Ontology annotation, biological process: retrograde protein transport, ER to cytosol; endoplasmic reticulum unfolded protein response. Gene Ontology annotation, cellular component: Derlin-1-VIMP complex; endoplasmic reticulum membrane; Derlin-1 retrotranslocation complex. NCBI's taxonomy places the organism in Eukaryota, Metazoa, Chordata, Mammalia, Carnivora, Phocidae.
GUAGGGGCGGGCCGGAAGGCGAAGACUCCAGCUGACUCGGCCUGGCCGCGCGGCUUGGCGGCGGCCAUGGAGCGGGACGGGCAGCUGCUGUCCGCGCGGCCGGCCCUGGAGACAGAGGGGUUGCGCUACCUGCACGUCACGGUGGGCUCCCUGCUAGCCACUUACGGCUGGUACAUCGUCUUCAGCUGCAUCCUUCUCUACGUGGUGUUUCAGAAGCUUUCCACCCGGCUGAGGGCCUUGCGACAGAGGCAGCUGGACCGAGCUGCGGCUGCCGUGGAACCCGAUGUUGUUGUUAAACAACAGGAGGCUUUAGCAGCUGCUCGUUUGAAAAUGCAAGAAGAAUUAAAUGCACAAGUUGAAAAGCAUAAGGAAAAACUAAGACAGCUUGAAGAACAAAAAAGGAGACAGAAGAUUGAAAUGUGGGACAGCAUGCAAGAAGGGAAAAGUUACAAAGGAACUGCAAGAAAGCCUCCCGAAGAAGACAGUCCUGGGCCUUCUACUUCAUCGGUCCUGCCAAAACGAAAAUCGGACAGGAAGCCUCUGCGGGGAGGUGGUUACAACCCGUUGUCUGGUGAAGGAGGUGGAGCCUGCUCUUGGAGGCCUGGACGCCGAGGCCCGUCAUCUGGUGGAUGAGGCUAAGAGUCUUGUUAGCGUCGCUUUCGACGUUAGCAAGAGGAAUCGGUAACCCUCAGUUCAAUUGCGUCACGCACACUUUUCACAGUGACUAGCCAAGGGGAGCGGGGUUUGUGUCUGCUCUUCAGUGUGCUGCAUCGUUACCAGUUGAAGUCCGAGUAGGGUGUAGACAUCACCAGUGGUGGUAGUGACUGCCGGUCACACCUCACUAAAGCCAGUGACUGCAGUCAUUGAUUGCAGGGGUAAUUGCUAGUUGGUAGAUAAAGCCCUCCAGGUGAUUAACAAUCUUGAUAAAACAGACCCAGUGACGGUUCUUCACGUUAGAAGUCCUUGCUGGUAGGACAGUCUCUGUGACAGGUUGCGUUGAAUGAUGUCUUCCUUGUAAAUGGUGAGCCCACCAGCGAGGAUUACUGAUGCAGACAGUUGAUGGGGUUGUUUCUGUAUAUUUAUUUUUAUGUACAGAACUUUGUGAAAAAGAAAACUGUAAACAUUAAAAAAAAAUACAAAAACCAUUUUUAGCAUCUUUAUUAAACUCAAGGAAACUUCUUUAUGAACUUGAA